Molecule: messenger RNA, 1254 nt
Organism: Cydia pomonella (codling moth)
Lineage: Eukaryota; Metazoa; Arthropoda; Insecta; Lepidoptera; Tortricidae
Exons: 2
Coding region: 17-541 (174 amino acids)
Source: RefSeq, a predicted model, not a curated record
UCAUUAUCAUUUUAUAAUGCAAAUGAUACCCAUAAAUGAUUUCCCAAGUACCACUAGUCUUUGGAAAAUCCGUUUCCUUCUGAAUUCGUCACAUCACAAGGAAAGCCGGCGCCCGCGCACGCGCCUCUUUUACAUAAAACCAGGCAAGGCUCUGUGUAGAGACAUUCACGUCGUAGCACGCGACCAGAGCACACGUCCUCCAAAGAACUCCAAAACAACCAUGUGGCCUAUUACUGUCAUUCUGUGCCUUUGCGCGUCAGCGUUAGUCGUAGCCAUUCCGAUUCAAUCAGAUAAAUCGAUCGCGAGUGAAAUUGGUGUUUCUACAAGCGAUAUGGACCCUAGAUUGGAAAUACAAAUACCGCAAGAUGAAAAAGGAAUAUCUCAGUUACCUAUGGAGUUGAAUAUGGAAUCAGUGCCCAGUGAUAGAUUAAAGAAAAGGAUGAAACGCAGCGUUAUGCCUCGGAUGUGUCCAAAAGGAAAAAUCAGAAUUAACGGGAUUUGCAUGCCAAGAGAGACGUGUGAAGAAACGGGGGAUUGCUAACAACAUAUGAGCAAUGGCAUCGGUGUUACAAGACUAGAACAGCUUUAAAAGCGGUGGCGAUCUACAUUUACUACGAAACGUGAAUUUUGUUACCAGUGCCAUUUAAAGAACAACCAUUAUCUUUAUAAUGUUACCUAUUUGAUGAAACUGAUGAAACUAUGAAGUGAAGAGCUAUUUGGCGAAACAUUUUUGUAACCGAUGAAACUAUGAAGUGAAGAGCUAUUUGGCGAAACAUUUUUGUGGUACAAAGGUGUGUUACGAUAUAUUUGGUAACUUUAGCCGACACAAAAAACAUUGUGGCUGUUUCAUACAUUUUAGCUGGCCAUUUUCUAUGGGAGGGUAAAAAUUUUUUUUUCGCUAUUUCAUCCCAUAGUAAAAGUUGCUCAGUAUAAUCCGAAAACCUCCCUGGCAAUGGGAAUGCACAUAUUUUUUGGCCACCUUGUAUAUUCGAUGCUGAUGCUAAAUUGGAGUAAAAAAAUACAGUCAACAGCAGGAGAAAACAAAAGAAGACUUACCAACGUGGACAGUUUAGUUAAUUUAGCCGUUGUGUUUGAUGGCGUUCGGUUAUUUGGUACAGCAGGACUAAUUUUGGUUGGCCAACGACUUCAUUUAAUUCUGAUACUGUAAAUUUAUGUAAAUAUCUAUCUGCUACACACCGCCGGCUUACCAAACGUCUAAAUAUACUAUAAAUAAUUUGCGUACAACGAAGACAA